AUGUUUUUUCAGCUUGUUUAUGUGGCUGCAUUUGUAACAUCUUGUUGGAGUAAUACGCCGUAUCGAACGAGUAAACCGUUUAAUCCGUUAUGGAGCGAAACGUUUGAAUUCGAUCGUUCUGCAGAUCUCGGUUGGAAGUCAAUUGCUGAGCAGGUAAGUCAUCACCCACCUAUAGGAGCACUGCACGCUGAUGGACGUGGUUGGGUUUACGAUGAAGACAUGUGUGUUAUUUCACAAUUUCAAGCAACUGCUAUGAAACUCUAUCCAGAUGGAUGGGCCGUGCUCUCCUUUCCAAAUACGGGAACAACGUAUAUUUGGACGAAGAAGGACGUUCAAACUAUCGUUAGAGGAUUCAUCGUCGGUCCGCUGAUUGUUCACAAUGAAGGCGUUUGCGUUAUCAAGGUUCAAUCUUUAUUACUUGCAUUUUUGUUCACAUACCGUUUGUUUAUUUCAGAUUACUGUUAA
Messenger RNA from Anisakis simplex (herring worm), 465 nucleotides. The record is from the annotation of a GenBank genome assembly. NCBI's taxonomy places the organism in Eukaryota, Metazoa, Nematoda, Chromadorea, Rhabditida, Anisakidae.